This is a messenger RNA of Dibothriocephalus latus, 1008 nucleotides long. Lineage: Eukaryota; Metazoa; Platyhelminthes; Cestoda; Diphyllobothriidea; Diphyllobothriidae. The record is from the annotation of a GenBank genome assembly.
AUGCGGCUGUCUUUCCUAAAUAGUUUCUUAUCCUUGAUUCUCUGGCCGAUUGUAGACGCUUGUGCACUGGCCGCAUCUGCCAUCGAGCAGAGUGUUCUAGACCCAAACUCACCCGACUCGUCCAUGGAGGUCGAUCGGAUGAGCUCUGAGGAUCUUCCUCUAGAUGAAGCAACUCGUGAGGAAGGUAUCGCCUUCCACCCGGCCUUCUUUCACCGCGCCUCUGCUGAGAUUCCCGCGAACAAGAAUGACCAGAUUCGUCUUUUAGAGAGCGUCAGGCCAUGGCUACAGGAGGCCAUCUCGUCAACUCGUCUGCUAGAAUCAAACUACAAGGUAGACGGUCCACUGACGUGGAAAGCUUUCCACCAGCUGGCGGGCCGCGGAGCAAGCGAGUCGUGCAAGCCGCAGCCGAUCCCUCCCUUCCUCGUUGGAAGUUCUGAUGAGGACAGCCUGCUCAUCUCGCCCUUUGGCGUCCGAGACUGGGAUUGCUUGGCGUUGGCUCCGCUCUCGCGUCCCAAACGCGUCGCCUUUGCCGUGGUCCUUCCCGCUCUCUUCACUGGACCUUUUGGAAACGCCAGUAGUGGUAGUAGCGGUGGUGGUGGUGGUUGUGACGAUACUACUCCAACCAAUGAAAGCCCUGGUAACGCCUAUACGUCCCCAAGGCCAUCUCCUCUGCCAACGACAACUCCCAUGUCUACCCUGGCUACCUUCUUCCGCGAACUCUCAUAUGCCUACGAGAAUUGUCGACUUGGUCAGCACUAUCCCUACUUCAAUCCAGUCGCUGGCUCUCCGGAGACCUCCUUCAUUCCCGUUUGUUCACCGCAGGGUCAGUUUGGAACCUGCAUCCACUGUUUUCUAAUCAUGCGCAUACUUCAUGGUUGCUUCAUUUGCAGCAAAAACUUGCCGGACUAUCUCCAAAAGAGACAUUUUGAUUAUUCGUCACUUUCGCCGUCUCUUAGCCCCCUGAAAAAGUCCUUGCUCACGUGCCCAACAAUUAUACAAAAUGCAUAA